Molecule: messenger RNA, 1825 nt
Organism: Astrephomene gubernaculifera
Lineage: Eukaryota; Viridiplantae; Chlorophyta; Chlorophyceae; Chlamydomonadales; Astrephomenaceae
Source: the annotation of a GenBank genome assembly
CAAGGAGUAUGCGGAAAGUUUGUAGCGCUCAACUUGCUGUGAGGCUUAUGUUCUAUGCCCUGACGCGUACUUACUGCUGAUGACAAAAGGCAACACCAAAGCAACUUCACAACUCAGUCAUUGAUAAUAACCCUUCGAGGACUACCUUUCCUACUGGUGAAGGGCCAUAACCUUUCACAAUUACGACUAUGGCUCUAAGAAUUGUUUAUUGCUAAGUAGCUUUUCUCCAACCUCGAAUGGUCCUCAUGCCUGCAUGAGGUGCGCUGGUAGUAUUCCCUACAAGGCCUGCUUCUGGCCUUUGCUUCUAUCAGCACAGGAGCGGGCGUCUUCCCGUAUCCUUGGGCCAGAUGUCUGCCCUUCAGCCAUCUCCACCGGUCGGGCGACCAACUUCGGCAGUUAAGGGAGGCAGUGUUGGCAAGGAUCGCGCUGUCGGGAGCAUCAGCAUGCCCAUCACUGCUCGGAAAACGAACAAUGACCUCGAGUUCAAUCUUGGCACCAGUAAGGCCCGUGUCAUGAAGAUGUUGGACGACCGCACGCCCAUGCCCUUUAAAAAGUUCUUCUCGGGGCCGCUGUACGAUAGCCUUCUCAACGCCUGCCUGCUGUACUUUACGUCGCGCUUCAUGCAUGACUGGAUUGUCAAGGCCAUGGAUAAGGCCCGCAAGCAGCACAUGGACGGCUACAACCCCUACCAGGUGGCAGCGCGACUGCAGGAGCUGGAGGAGGAGAUGGAAGCCCAGCGGCUGGAGCUGAGCCCCAUCUACUCCCAGAUCAUCCUCAAGUACAGCACGUACGACAAGCCGCAGCAGGACCGCAUGUUCUUCGAAUGCCUGUAUGAGACGCUGGUCAACAUCCUGUGCGACGCCUUUUGCUCGCCCAAGAUGACUGGACAGAUGCCAACCGGUCCCACGCCGGCAGGACCUGCUGCGCCGCCGGCUGCGGCAGCAGCAGCCGCGGCAGCGGCAGCGGCGGCAGCCGCCGCUGCGGCGGCGGCCGGUGCCAGCGGCAGCGACGGCGGCUCAGGCAACGGCGCAGCUGAGCUGGCUGCCAGCCGGCGUGCCGAGAUCGAGGGCGAGAUCGGGGCGCUGUUCAGGUCGCGGCACUUCAACGCCAACCAGCGGAGAUACGACCCGCCCAGGUCCGUAGACACCCUGGGGGUGAAGGAGCUGUACUCGCUCAAACACGAGACCUCCAAUCGCGCCCUCAACGCCAAAAUGCUCUCCUCCCUGUACGCCAAGCCGCCCAGUCUGUCCGUACAGGUUGCCUCCGUCACCAACAGCCCCCUCAUAGCGCAGUACAUCUCCUCGCCCAUCGUGGCGCGAGCCAAAGUGAAGGACCCGCUAGAACGGAAGAACAUGUUCGCACACCUAGCCCGAGGAGACAGGAGACCCCACACCUCUCCAACCAUCCACUCAUCCAUCCCUGCGCUGCAGAUGAGUCCGCGAACCCGCCUGAGCAGGGCCUUCCGAAGCAUCGCUGCGGCCAGCGGAGUGGACGUGCCCAGCUUAAAGGAUAAUCUCCUUAACAUGCGGACCGACGCCCAAGGCGCCGAGUCCGUAGGGCUCCUGCCCAUUGAGCGAUCCUACCGCGAGCGCCGUGCCAUGCCGCGCGGCGUGCUGGCACCCGAAUCCAUAGGCCUAGCAGCCGAUGAGCAAUUCAACUGUCUGGCACUGCUUAAGCGCUACAUACUGUACGGACCGUUGCUCGGUUUUACCGCCAACAACGGCGCCUCCCCGCAGCCGGGGACGCUGUCUCAGGCGCAGUCGCAGCAGCAGUUGGGGGCGGCGCUGGGCUCGGGGAAUGUGUCGCUUUCGGGCUCUGUUGCGGC